Molecule: messenger RNA, 3477 nt
Organism: Lizanozyma spartinae
Lineage: Eukaryota; Fungi; Ascomycota; Pichiomycetes; Serinales; Debaryomycetaceae
Gene: CCC2
Product: Cu(2+)-transporting P-type ATPase
Exons: 1
Coding region: 1-3477 (1158 amino acids)
Biological process (GO): copper ion homeostasis; monoatomic cation transport
Cellular component (GO): membrane
Molecular function (GO): P-type divalent copper transporter activity; ATP hydrolysis activity; ATP binding
Source: RefSeq, a predicted model, not a curated record
AUGGAAGAGUUCUCCCAAGGUAUAACACUACUGGUGUCGGGGAUGACAUGUGGAAGUUGUUCUGCUAGUCUUACAGAAGCUUUGGAAGGUACCGAAGGGAUCCGAAAAGCGGAUGUGUCUCUUCUUACAGAAGAGGCGAAGAUCCAAUUUGACUCUAAAAUCAUCUCCGCACCUGAAAUAAUAGAUGUGGUUAAGGGUUGUGGGUUUGAAGCUAAAGUCACUAGUUCUACGAGGAAAGUCCCGGAGGCACCUGUUGCUUCCAAGAUGGUGACAAAGUUGUCUAUCUCCGGCAUGACCUGUGGAGCAUGUUCUGCGGGAAUUACCGAGGCAUUAGAAGCUGUAAAUGGUGUUUCUAAUGUAAGUGUAUCCUUAUUGACAGAUACUGCAUUAGUUGAACAUGAUUCAGCUGUGACACUGGAACAGUUACUUGAAAAGGUGGAGACCCGAGGCUUUGAGGCAACUAUAGAGAGCUCAAAACAAUUGACAUCAAGCCUCAAACUGCAAAUGUUCAAAACAACCGUAAAUGUAUCGGGAAUGACUUGUGCUUCGUGUAGUGCAUCUAUAACGCAAGCUUUGGAAUCAAAUCCUAAUGUUAUACUGGCAAGUGUGUCAUUAUUAACUAAUGAGGCAUGUGUUAUACACAAUGAAAACCUUGGUGUCGAAGCUAUUUGUACAAUUAUAAAGGAUUGUGGGUUUGAAGCUGUUGUUGUGGGAAGUAUGCCUGAAUCACCAUCUGUUGAAGAUUCUGCAGAAGAUACAAUUGAUGAUAUUAGCAUGGAAAUAUUUGGUAUCACAGAAGAUACUGAUUUGGAACGAUUAUCUUAUGACAUUGAAGCUGUUGUUCAACAAUUACCUGGCAUUAUCGACUUUAAAGUUGCUUUCGUCAAUCGAAGAAGGAAUCAUUUAGUCACUUAUGCUAAUUCGGAAACAUUAAGAGCAAUUCAAAAUAAUGAUCAUGAUGGCUCUGUUGAAGAAAAUGAAAAUUUGGUUGAUGAAUUAUACGUUACCUACGACUCAAAUGAAGUUGGAAUUAGAGACAUUUUUGAUGCUCUAAAUCAAAUACAAAGUGGAGCAUUCCAGUUUGCUAUUCUCAAUUCAAUUGAUCAAUCUUACACUGCUCAACUAAAGCUUUUAAGCAGAGUGAAGGAAAUCCAAUACUGGAAAUCCAAUCUUUUUCAAGCAUUAUUAGUUGGCAUCCCAGUUAUGGUGAUGACCCAUACUCAAAACAUCAAAUUUUGGAGAGAAACAACUAUGCUAUUUGAUGGUUGUUAUUUGGUAUCUUUGAUUGAGUUUGCAUUGGCAACUUAUAAUCAGUUUGUAUUGGCCAAAGUUUUCAACAAAAAGUUCUUGCAUUUCAUCAAUAAUCGUGGUAAGUCUGCUACAAUGGACGUUUUAGUUUGCAUUUCAACGAGUAUCUCAUACUAUUUUAGUGUGUUCUACAUCUUUGUUAGUGUUUGGUAUGGAACAAAAAACAAUCCACCAAAGCUCCUUUUCGAUACAAGUUUAAUGUUAGUUACAUUUAUUUCGUUGGGGAAAUUAUUGGAGAACAAAGCUAAAGGCGCAACCCUGACUGCACUUUCACAAUUGAUGGCUUUAGCUCCCAACCUGUGCACUAUCGUUCAAGAUCCUCAUGAAUACGACGUUGUCCAUCAUGAUAAUCCUAGUGAGUUGAAGUCUUUGGCAUUACGUGACAUCUCGGUUGACUUAAUACAGAAGAACGAUGUGGCUAUUGUGGUUCCUGGAGCCAAAGUUCCUGCUGAUGGGAUUAUUUGCUUCGGUGAAUGUGAAAUAGAUGAAUCUUUAAUCACUGGUGAGUCAUUACCUGUUUUCAGAGGUAUUGGUGAUGCUGUUAUCGGUGGUUCUGUUAACGGUGCUUCUUUGAUUCAUAUCAAAGUCACCAGGCUGGGGAAGAAGUCACAAUUGCAACAAAUCAUUAACUUGGUGAAAGUAUCUCAGGUUAAUAAAGCACCAGUUCAAAGAUAUGCUGAUUGGUUAGCAGCUAGAUUUGUUCCCACAGUCCUUAUUCUUGCACUGCUUACACUUUUCUUCUGGAUCACGUUGACUCUAGUAGCACCCAAAAUGCUUCCCAAAGUUUUCCUUGGACCGGAAGAGAAGUUUUUCAUUUGUUUGAAGAUUUCAAUUAGUGUGGUGGUUGUAGCUUGCCCUUGUGCUCUUGGUUUGGCUGCUCCCACUGCAAUCAUGGUUGGUACUGGUGUUGGUGCAACACAUGGAGUAUUAAUCAAGGGUGGUGAAGUGUUAGAAAAAGCAGACACUGUUCAAGUGAUUUUGUUUGACAAGACAGGUACCUUGACGACUGGUGAGAUGCAAGUUGUCAAUUAUGAAAUUACUGAAUUCAAGGACACCAGAAACUGGUGGCAUUUAGUUGCUGGCGUGGAGAUGAAUUCAGAGCAUCCAAUAGCACAGGCCAUUGUCGCGGAAUCAAGGAAACAACUUGGGUUGUCCUUCUCUCAUGAUAGAGUCGAAUGUGUUGUGAGUAAUUUCCAUGUUUACCCUGGAAUGGGUGUUUCUGGGACAGUUGAUACUCAUGAUAUAUUGGUUGGUAACUCCAAAUUAGUUAAAGACUUAUUUCCAGCACUUAUCCCCUUGGUUGAAGAGUACGAAGUUCAAGCAGAGGUACUUGGAAGUAUUGCUCAUGUUAUUAUUGAUCAAAAGUUCCAUGGAACGUUACAACUUGCAGAUUCCCUUAAAAAGAAUGCCAGAGAUGUUGUUAAACACCUUCAAAAGACAUAUGAAGUGGGGAUGGUGACUGGUGAUAAUCACGUGGUCGCAGAACGUAUAGCAAAAGAUAUUGGUAUUCCAUCUAGCAAUGUGUUUAGUGAAGUCUCGCCAAUUGAGAAGGAUAAAGUUAUCAAUGAUGUCAAAGAACGUUUUGGAUGUCGAGUUUGCUUUAUUGGGGAUGGAAUUAAUGAUGCUCCCGCAUUGGCACAAGCAGAUGUAUCUAUGGCCAUUAGUACCGGAUCUGAUAUUGCUAUGGAAUCAGCAGACAUUGUGAUUUUAGCACAUGAUGAUUUAAGUGGAGUUGUCAAUGCAUUAAAAUUGGCCUCAAUGACAUUAAGAAAGUUGAAGAUGAACUUUCUUUGGGCUGCAGUUUACAAUAUCAUUAUGUUACCAUUUGCCAUGGGACUUUUCUUGAAAUGGAAUAUCAUGCUCCCACCUAUUGCUGCUGGGUGUGCUAUGAUGAUGAGCAGUGUGAGUGUGGUUUUAUCGUCGUUAACAUUGAAGUGGUUCCGUCCUGCUAAAAUUGAAAGAGUAGGUGCUAUUGAUCAUGAGUUUAAGAUCGAUGAGGAGCUGGACGUUGGAACUACAGUGAAUUUAAAACUGGGAACAAAAGAAGACUUUUUACUACCCAGAAGAGGCUAUUCUGCUCCUACUAGACCCUUGCACCAGUUUGCAUCUCGGAUUUGGAAUAGAACAAGCACUCCACCCAAUUCUUAUGAACUUUUGGAUCGAUCCUAA